AAAUUUUGACAUAUCUGUCAGAAUAUUAUACAAAUACAAACGUUCUGGUAUUGAUUUUUUUAUAAGGAAUUUGAUCGUUUGUGUUAUGUUCUCAUACUACACUACUGCAAAGUCAGAUUAAUAACAAUCCCAAAAUAAUGAAUGCAGCUAUCGACAUUGGCGUAGAAGACAUCACGGCAACCAUAGUCCGUUAUGGAUUAUAUUUAGGAGCCGUCUUCCAAAUAGUCUGUCUUGCUGCUUGUAUUUUCAUAACUGAUACCUCUGAGGACAACACGUCCUGGGGAUCCAGGGUGGACAGCGAUGAAGAAAGCUCUGAACAAAGUACACCACAAAAUACCCCCAGGAGGCCCUAUCACAGGCCAAGGAAGCAAGACAAAAAAAAACGACGUUAAAAUUUUCCAGUUUACCUCGGACUAGAAUCGGUGUAUUUGUGAUAUUUAUUUUGAUAUGUUUUUUAUUAUCUUAGUUAAGGUCUAAUUUCAGAAUAUUUUACUAUCAUACAAGGUUUUAAUAGUCAUGAUCAUAGACAUAAGCAUAAGAGUUGAAAUAUGUAUCUUUUAUGAAUGCUUUCAUACAUCUUGCCAUAAUCAUAGUGGGAUGGAUGCGAGUUUCAUUAUUUUUCACUCUUAUGCUGAAACAUUAUUUUAUCAAAUCUUUUGUAUAAAAACGUUUUGUGGAUUUAUGUUUUGUAGUUUGUUGCUAUCCCUUUUAUGUUUGAUUUUCACUCUUUGCUUAUUCGAUUUUUAUUUUUUUGUUUGUAAUGUUAGAAUUGACCAACAAUCAAGGGUCAGGUGGCAGAUCUAUGAAACACACAAACAGACAGCUACUUAUGACUAUGACAGUUGUAUAAACACACUCUGAGCUUGUUUGUGAUUAUGCUUAUGACAUUUAAAGGUUUGUAUAAACCUGACAUUGUAUACAUUAAUUUAACAUGUUUUUAGUAGAUUCCUAAAAAAAUAAAAUUGUUUCAAAAACAACCUGUAGGCCAUCAAUUUUAUCUUACUUACUAUUAGUAAUUUGUUGUAUGUGCCAUGAAAAAACAUAUCAUUCAAACACUGUCAUUCCAUAAAAGAGGUUUGAUUAAUUAAACUAUUGCUACUACUAAACUAUGGGAUAAAAAAACAAUGAUCAAGUUACCCAUUGCUUUGCAUUUAAAUAAUAAGUGGCUUCCUGUGAGAAUUUUUAUUGAAAGCUUACAAUUUUUUGGUCAAUAUAUUAAUGCGGCUAAAUAAACCAAAGUGCC
Messenger RNA from Acanthoscelides obtectus, 1243 nucleotides. NCBI's taxonomy places the organism in Eukaryota, Metazoa, Arthropoda, Insecta, Coleoptera, Chrysomelidae. The record is from the annotation of a GenBank genome assembly.